This is a messenger RNA of Carlito syrichta (Philippine tarsier), 767 nucleotides long. RefSeq names its product TRAF interacting protein with forkhead associated domain (gene TIFA). NCBI's taxonomy places the organism in Eukaryota, Metazoa, Chordata, Mammalia, Primates, Tarsiidae. The transcript has a single exon. Gene Ontology annotation, biological process: canonical NF-kappaB signal transduction. The coding region runs from base 25 to 582 and encodes 185 amino acids. Gene Ontology annotation, molecular function: protein binding. The record is from RefSeq and is a predicted model, not a curated record.
CAGGUGGGUCUUGUGGUUCACGUCAUGACCAGUUUUGAAGAUGCUGACACAGAAGAGACAGUAACUUGUCUCCAGAUUACUGUUUACCAUCCUGGCCAGUUGCAAAGUGGAAUAUUUCAAUCAAUACGGUUUUAUAACCGAGAGAAACUCUCUUCCAGUGAAGUGGUGAAAUUUGGCCGAAAUUCCAAUAUCUGUCAUUAUACUUUUCAGGACAAGCAGGUUUCCCGAGUUCAGUUUUCUCUGCAACUGUUUAAAAAGUUCAACAGCUCAGUUCUGUCUUUUGAAAUUAAAAAUAUGAGUAAGAAGACCAGUCUGAUUGUAGACAGUAUAGAGCUGGGCUACCUGAAUAAAAUGGACCUACCAUACAAGUGUAUGGUCAGAUUCGGAGACUAUCAGUUCCUGAUGGAGAAAGAAGAUGGUGAGUCAUUGGAAUUUUUUGAGACUCAAUUUACUUUUUCUCCAAAAUCGCUCUCACAAGAAAACAACUGGCCACCACACAAGCCCAUACCUGAAUAUGGCAGUUACUCAUCCUGUUCCACCCAGAGUUCAUCUCCUACUGAAAUGGAUGAAAAUGAAUCAUGAACACAGUGGGUCCAAGAGGAGAAAACUGCAGGAUGAAGAGCUCUGUAGACACUUCAUAGAUGCCACUUAUGAAGAGUUUAUUUGUGUAGUAUAUUAUAGUCAUCUGUCAUGCUGUCACUUUUGUAAUUUAGUAUUAUCAUUUUGAAGUUUGAAAAUUGUGUUAGUCAUCAACUUAGUCACCUGUU